AGUGAACUCCUCUGUCUCCUCAGCACUUCGUCGCCGGUACCUCCAGCCGCCCCCCCCACCGCCGGUUCGUCUUCCCCACUGGCGCUCUCUCUCGUUCACCGGCUCGACAAGAUAUCCUUCUCCCUACUGUUCCACAGAGACAGCCCCUUAGUAGCGUGAUAGUGCAGCAGCCCAAGUUGCAGAUAUGGGGGAAGAUGUUAAAGAGGCAGGAGUGAUUGAGAACUUAAGGUCGGUGGUGUUCAAGGAAUCAGAGAGUUUAGAAGGCAGCUGUGCUAAAAUCCAGGGCUACGAUUUCAACAAUGGGAUUGAUUAUUCACAGAUUCUCAAAUCCCUAAUUUCCACCGGUUUCCAAGCUUCUAACCUCGGUGACGCCAUUGAAACCGUUAAUCAAAUGCUAGAUUGGAGGCUUUCUCAUGAGCAAGUAAUCGAAGAUUGCAGUGAGGAAGAGAGUAACCCAGCUUACAGAGAGUCUGUCAAGUGCAAAAUCUUUCUAGGGUUCACUUCAAACCUCAUUUCUUCUGGUGUUCGAGACAUUAUUCGCUAUCUAACUCAGCAUCAUAUGGUUGAUGUGAUUGUGACAACAACUGGUGGCAUUGAGGAAGAUCUGAUAAAAUGUCUUGCAGACACAUACAGAGGUGAAUUUUCUCUACCUGGUGCUGCCUUACGCUCAAAAGGUCUUAAUCGUAUUGGUAAUUUAUUGGUGCCAAAUGAUAACUACUGUAAAUUUGAGGAUUGGAUUAUCCCAAUAUUUGACCAAAUGCUUCAAGAACAAAAUACACAGCAUGUGUUAUGGACACCAUCAAAAGUAAUAUCUCGUUUGGGGAAGGAGAUUAAUAAUGAGAGUUCUUAUCUAUAUUGGGCAUAUAAGAACGACAUUCCUGUGUUUUGCCCAGGCUUAACAGACGGGUCUCUUGGGGACAUGUUAUAUUUCCAUUCAUUUCGCAAUCCAGGUCUUGUUAUUGAUGUAGUACAAGAUAUACGCGCGAUUAACAGCGAGGCUGUGCAUGCAAACCCUAGAAAGACAGGGAUGAUAAUUCUAGGAGGAGGGUUACCAAAACACCAUAUAUGCAAUGCAAAUAUGAUGAGAAAUGGUGCGGAUUAUGCUGUUUUCAUCAACACUGCUCAGGAGUUUGAUGGUAGUGAUUCUGGUGCUCGUCCUGAUGAAGCUGUCUCCUGGGGGAAAAUACGUGGUUCUGCUAAAUCUGUCAAGGUGCAUUGUGAUGCAACUAUUGCGUUCCCUUUACUCGUUGCAGAAACAUUUGCUGCAAAGAGAGAGGGGGAGAUGAAAAAUGUUGAGUCAACCAAAGCUUUGGAUUAAAAAGGUGGAACAGUGUAGGGCAGGGACUCAUUUUUGAUAUUUUGUUUGCUAAAAAAUGGUCUUUGGAAGAAUAUUAAUGCACACAAACAAGGAGACCAUGUUACUAAUCUUGGAGAGUGUACAUGUAAAAUGUUUAAAUAAUUUUAAAGCUUCUCACGACAAAUCAAACUUAUAUGCAAUUUUUAAUGGGGUU
Messenger RNA from Lactuca virosa, 1511 nucleotides. NCBI's taxonomy places the organism in Eukaryota, Viridiplantae, Streptophyta, Magnoliopsida, Asterales, Asteraceae. The record is from the annotation of a GenBank genome assembly.